Messenger RNA from Gossypium arboreum, 1164 nucleotides. RefSeq lists its product as uncharacterized. Gene Ontology annotation, molecular function: DNA binding. Gene Ontology annotation, cellular component: RNA polymerase III complex. The transcript is spliced from 10 exons. Gene Ontology annotation, biological process: transcription by RNA polymerase III. The coding region runs from base 171 to 1037 and encodes 288 amino acids. Lineage: Eukaryota; Viridiplantae; Streptophyta; Magnoliopsida; Malvales; Malvaceae. The record is from RefSeq and is a predicted model, not a curated record.
UUCGCUAUUGUCUUUUAGCCGCCUUUUUUUCUUCACUAUCGCUUUGCGUCUCUGUUUUUACAAAGUUUCAAUCGCAUCUCCUUAUUCAUUCAUUCAUUGAUUCAAAUUCGAUUCAAUCCUUGUUUAUCCAAUCCAUUCAGAUCAUUGUUUCAAUUCUCUUUGUUCAUCCAAUGGAACCAAAAAAAGAGCAAACCAAUGCCCCCAGAAAGAUGAGAUUUGCACCCAAAGCUCCUCCCCGCAAAGCACCAAAGCUUGAGGUUAAAACUGAAGUGGUCGAAGACAUUGAUGCUGUUCAAGCCAGGGAUUUGCUUCAGCGUUUAAAUCAAACAUCUGCAAGGACAAAGCCUAAGGUUGAAAAGAAAGUUUCGUCUUCACAAGUUGCAUUCGGUUUCGGAGGAGGAGCUUCGAUAAAAACAUUCGGUACUUCCAAAGGUGCAAAUCAUAGUAGCGGAGAAACUUUCGGCGGUGGCGUUCAUGGAUCGCGAUUGAGAGUGGAGAAAGAAUACAAAGAACCAUGGGAUUAUUACAGUUACUAUCCUCUAACCCUUCCUAUGAGGAGACCGUACUCCGGAAGUCCAGAGUUUCUCGACGAAGAGGAGUUUGCCGCGCAAAAUGUAGCUUACGGUGAAAAUUCGAUUGAGCCUGCAGUCGGUCUUGGCUUAAUGGAGGAGAACUUGGAACCAAUGAUGUUAUUUCUUCAGUUACCACCGACUUUGCCGAUUAUAAAGGCCGGGCACGAGGGUGCUAGCAGCUCCGGUUCAUCCAGGACUGUACGUUCGGCAAAGAAGACGUGCGGGUUAACCGAGUUACCUGCAGGUCUCAUGGGAAAAAUGCUAGUGUAUAAAAGCGGUGCCGUCAAGUUGAAGUUAGGGGAUACCAUUUAUGAUGUAAAUCCGGGUUUGAGUUGUGUGUUUGCACAGGAUGUUGUAGCUGUUGAUACUGCAAAGAAGCAAUGUUGUGUUGUUGGGGAAGUUAACAAGCAUGUUGUUGUAACACCAGAUUUGGAUUCAGUUUUAAAUAGUUUGAGUGAACUCUGAUGGGUUCAAUUUUUUCGGGUUUUUCGGAUUUUCGAUGUUAGUUCUACACAAUACAGAGGGAAAACAAAUGAUGUGAAAGCCAAAUUUAGUUGAUUUAUUUAAGGAUUUGCAGAUGAAACUUGAAACA